CUAAUAAGUUUUGACCUUUGAUAACACUGUUUAAAGAAAAAGAGGAUAUCUCGUUCGCAUUUCAUAAGAGUGUGAAUUAAAAUCUUGUGAAUAAAUCGUUUAAAAAUGUCUAAUAAAUUAUGGGGUGGAAGAUUUACUACGUCGACAAGUCCAGAAUUAGAAAAAUUAAAUUCAUCGAUUGAUUUAGAUAAACGCUUAUACGCUGAAGAUAUAAUAUGCUCAAAAAUGUACUCGAAAAGUUUAUGUUCUAUCAAUUUAUUAACCGAUGAUGAAACUAAAUCGAUUUGUGAUGGUUUAGAUCGGAUUAAAAUUGAAUGGGAACAAGGAGAUUUUAAGAUUUUACCUGGAGAUGAAGAUAUUCACACUGCAAACGAGAGAAGGCUAAAAGAAUUAAUUGGAGAACCUGCAACAAAAAUCCACGUUGGAAGAAGUCGAAACGAUCAAGUUGCAACCGACAUGAAAUUAUGGUUAAAAAAAUCAAUAAAUGAACUCGAUAAAUGUCUGAGAGAUUUAGUUCAAAUAAUCGUGAAUAGAGCAACAAAAGAAAUUGAAAUAGUUAUGCCGGGGUAUACUCAUUUACAAAGAGCACAGCCCGUUAGAUGGAGCCACUGGUUGUUGAGUCAUGCUUGGAAUUUUAAAUCCGAUUCGGAUAAACUAGAACAACUUUACACCCACACAAACAUUAUGCCAUUGGGAAGUGGGGCGAUCGCGGGAAAUCCGUUCCACAUCGAGCGCCAUCUAUUGGCGUAUUCUUUAGAUUUCAAUGCAAUCACACAAAAUAGCAUGCAAGCAGUGGGCGAUCGCGAUUUCAUCGUUGAAUUUUUAUUUUGGGCAUCGCUAACCGGUAUUCAUUUGAGCCGAUUCGCAGAGGAUCUAAUUUUAUUUAGCACGAAAGAAUUCGAUUUUGUUACAAUCAGCGAUUCUCAUAGCACUGGAAGUAGUUUGAUGCCACAAAAAAGAAACCCUGAUAGUUUAGAAUUAAUUCGGGGAAUUGGUGGUAGUCUUUUUGGACAGUGUUGCAGUUUAAUGAUGACUUUAAAAAGUCUUCCAUCAACUUACAACAAAGAUCUUCAAAACGAUAAAGAAACUAUGUUUAGUACUUACGAUAAAUUAACUUCAAUUUUAAAAGUUGCAAAAGGAACUGUUGAAUUUUUGAAAGUAAAUUCAGUUAAAUGUCGGGAAGCUUUAAGCUUUGAAAUGUUAGCGACCGAUUUAGCUUAUUAUCUGGUGAGAAAAGGAGUUCCAUUUAGGGAAGCUCAUCAUGCAGCUGGGAAAGUUGUUACGGAAGCUGAAAAAAAGGAAGUUUUUAUUUACGACUUAACCUUGGAGGAGCUUAAAACUAUUAAUGAACACUUUGAUUCUGAUGUGGCUAAAGUUUGGAAUUACGAAAAUAGUAUAGAACAAUACCAAGCCAUUGGUGGUACGAGUAAAAGUAGUGUUUUACAUCAAAUUAAUUCAUUGGAUGCUUGGUUAAAUUAUACUAAUGUUGCAGCUAAAGAAGCGUAAAUAAUAUCUUUUUAGUUUUGUUGUUAAAAUUAAAUGACAAUUAUUGUGAUAAAUAAAAAGCUGUUAAACAAAA
Messenger RNA from Onthophagus taurus, 1579 nucleotides. RefSeq names its product Argininosuccinate lyase (gene Argl). Gene Ontology annotation, cellular component: cytosol. Lineage: Eukaryota; Metazoa; Arthropoda; Insecta; Coleoptera; Scarabaeidae. Gene Ontology annotation, molecular function: argininosuccinate lyase activity. The record is from RefSeq and is a predicted model, not a curated record.